GAUGAUUAUGAGGCUGUUCAACAGAUCACAAGUAAAGUUAUAGACUUGUGUCACUGUUCACUUCACUCACUUUAGUUUGUUUCACAGAGCAUUGAGAAAGAUGGAGCUGUAUGUCCUCAUUCUCACAUUUACUGUGCUUGUUUCUUCUGAGGUCAAUGUUGUACAUGAGGAUAUUGCUAUAACUGUAGUCUCAAACACUCCUCAGCAAGAGGAUAUGUAUGGAUUUGAUGGAGAAGAGAUGUACCAUUCAGACUUCGCAAGACAACAAGAAGUAUAUACAUUACCAGACUUUGCAGAUCCCAUCAGCUGUCCUACAUGUUAUGAUGGAUCUGUUGCUGACCAACAAAUUAUGAAACAAAACUUAGCCAAUGACAUUAAAGCUUACAAAAAUCCACCAGAGCAAAUGGACCCCCCCCAGACUUCCAUCUAUGCUGAAAAUGAUGUUGUGCUGCGUGUGGAGAACAACCUCAUCUGUCAUGUGACUGGAUUCUACCCUCCCUACCUCAAUAUCUCAUGGACUAAGAACAAUGAGAUUGUAACAGAGGCCAGUCUGAGUCAGUAUCGCCCAAAUAAGGAUAUUACAUUCAACAUCUUCUCCACUUUGACCAUCACACCUAUGGAAGGAGACAUUUACAGCUGCACUGUGAAUCACAUGUCCCUCAAGGAUCAACCUCAGACCAAAACAUGGGAAGUUGACGUUGCUCUUCCCAGUGUUGGUCCAGCGGUUUUCUGUGGAGUGGGUCUGACUCUUGGGCUGCUGGGAGUCGCUGUUGGGACUUUCUUCCUCAUUAAAGGAAACAACUGCAACUGAAAACCCCCAAAUGAACGCUUUAAAAAGACAUUGUGAUUACACUGUAAAUCAUUCUGUAAACAAAGACUGUUUAACUUGGCAACAAUGCUGUAUCCUGCACUUCAUUUUGUUUGUAUUUUUUCCCCGAUGACAAACAUUUUAGAUGCUGAAGAUACAUAGA
This is a messenger RNA of Myxocyprinus asiaticus (Chinese sucker), 971 nucleotides long. Its product is annotated as HLA class II histocompatibility antigen, DP alpha 1 chain-like. The record is from RefSeq and is a predicted model, not a curated record. NCBI's taxonomy places the organism in Eukaryota, Metazoa, Chordata, Actinopteri, Cypriniformes, Catostomidae. Gene Ontology annotation, cellular component: MHC class II protein complex; membrane. The transcript has 4 exons. Gene Ontology annotation, molecular function: MHC class II protein complex binding. The coding region runs from base 101 to 811 and encodes 236 amino acids. Gene Ontology annotation, biological process: immunoglobulin production involved in immunoglobulin-mediated immune response; antigen processing and presentation of exogenous peptide antigen via MHC class II; immune response.